UACUGCACGUGAAUGCAGCAUUCUUAGUAGUGGGCAAGGCCAGAUAUAUCUUUCAGCUCCACCAUCAAUAACCAGCCACCUCUACUUACAGACACAGUUUGUACUCUUAAACGGAAAUAGUUUGAACCACAUCAACAGAGAGGCUAUUGGGGUGGAUAUUGCCUUUAUUCUGAUAACCUGCACAAGAUCCCCAAAUAAACCAGCUCAUAUACACAGCCAUGGUGGAGUACUACUUGAUUUUAGGAGUUCACAAAAAUGCAACACAAGAUGACAUCAAAAAAGCUUACAGAAAAUUAGCUCUGAAGUGGCAUCCAGAUAAGAACCCAGACAGCAAGGAGGAAGCAGAGAAAAAGUUCAAAGAGCUGUCGGAGGCCUAUGAAGUCCUUUCAGAUGAAAACAAAAGAAAUGUUUAUGACCGAUAUGGAAAAGAAGGCCUCUCAGCAGGAGGAGGAGGAGGCCACUACAAUCACUUCGGCGGCGGCGGCUUCACAUUCCGUAAUCCAGAGGAUGUUUUCAGGGAAUUCUUUGGAGGCAGAGAUCCAUUUGCAAAUUUUUUUAAUGAUGACCCCUUCGACGAUUUCUUUGGAGGAAGUUGCAGUCGUCCAAGAGCUGCCAACCCGAGCAGAGGGCCGAUGUUUGGGUUCGGCGGCUUUCCAGCCUUUGGGUCUGGCUUCUCAGGGUUUGAUUCAGGUUUUGCCUCGUUUGGAGACAUGGGUGGUGGAGGAGGAUUUACCUCCUUCUCUUCUUCUUCAUUUGGUGGUGGAUUUGGAGGAGGAGGUAGAGGAGGAGGAAUGGGGAACUUUAAGUCCGUUUCAACCUCCACCAAGAUUAUCAACGGCAGAAAAAUAACCACAAAACGGACUGUGGAGAACGGCCAGGAGCGGGUAGAAGUGGUGGAAGAUGGUCAGUUAAAAUCUCUAACAGUUAAUGACCUCGCACCUCAGGAUCCCUUUGAGGAGGAGUUUCGUCGCCUCAGACAGAACGCGCUUCCUGGCUUCGGCCUGCACCAGCGCUACCUGAGGAACUCCGCCCAGAACCCCUCAGAGGAAGAGGAGGAGCACGGCCCACAGAGCCAGGGACUGACGAGAGGUCACAUGGACUCCAAGAGAAAGAAGCUGUGGCUAAAGGAGGCAGACUCCAAAAAGAAACGAUCCGCUCGACUCUUCCCUCGAUUGAAUGGAUUCGGCACCUUUUUCUAAAACACCCGGCAGGUAUAAAAGUAGUUAUGUUGCAAAAGAGCCGUCGGCUACAUGUGGCAUUAGUAUGAUUUUUCUAAAAUCAGAGCCGACAGCAUCGCUGCUGCAUCAGAUCUCCUCCUAUCUGCAGUAUAAAGCUUAAUUCAUACCUGCUUUCAUCAGCCAUACAACACCACAACAGCAAUUUUUAUAUUUUAUUCUGAUUGUAGACGCUGCAGUGGUUCGCUUGUUGCUGUUGUUGUUGAAGCGUUGGUCUUCUCCAGGAGGCCUCCAGAUCUUAAACAAAUCUCUAAUGACUGAACUGAUUUCUGCAGCUUGCUUUUUAGGCUCUUGAAAAUGUUUGGCUGCAAAAGAGAAAUUGCCUGAUUUGAAAUAACCAUGAGAUGUUGAGGUUAUGGCAUGUGAGAGACGAUGAAGGUCAGUCUAUUUGGUGCAACAGGCGACUUUGAAAGUUUCAAAGAAAUGAUGCUCAGUCCUAGUACUUUUACCAGUAUUGCACCUUUAAAAUGCAAAUUUUAAAGAUUUUUUUGUAGCCUAAUCAACAACACGCUCUUUUUGUGUUUUUGUAAAAUACAAACUCAUUUAGGAUCUUCUGACAGAUCGUUCUUGUAAUAAACUGCGUUUAGAUGUGGAAAUGUGAGACAAAUGUUCACAUUUUUAUGGACUCUGACAAUAAAUACUUAAAUAAAACAAAGAA
Messenger RNA from Nothobranchius furzeri (turquoise killifish), 1893 nucleotides. It is a transcript of the gene dnajb6b, whose product is annotated as DnaJ heat shock protein family (Hsp40) member B6b. Gene Ontology annotation, molecular function: Hsp70 protein binding. The record is from RefSeq and is a predicted model, not a curated record. Lineage: Eukaryota; Metazoa; Chordata; Actinopteri; Cyprinodontiformes; Nothobranchiidae.